AUGGCCGCUUGCCUUUCCUACCCCGUCGGCGUGGCCAAACUGAGCCUACGGCAGCCCAUCUUCGACGACAACCGCAAAGCUUGGGGACAGGUCCUGGAACGGUUCAACAAUGCCCUCGAACAGGUCUGUUCCGAGGGCACCUCGGCAUCGCAGCAGCGACACCAGUCUCGAGGCCAGCUUCUCGCCAGGGACCGCGUAGCGUUGCUGCUCGACCACGAUUCCCCUUUCAUGGAGCUCGCUCAGUUCGCUGGCUUUGGGCUCGACUCGUCUCCCUGUGCUAGUCUUGUAGCUGUCUUGAAGCACAAUCGCGUGACGGAGAUUGCAACGGAAAAUGGGCUGCCGAUCAUUGGUCUUGUACAAGCAGCAGGCGCUUAUCUCCCGCAACAAUUCCGCGUCUUCCAUCGCGCAGGCCAAAUGUUCCGAGACCUUGCGCGUCGAAGCGCUGCCGGCCAGUUCUCGUGCAGCGUCGUCUUCGGCUCUUCGACCGCUGGAGGGGCGUACCUCCCCGGAAUAUCCGACUACACUAUCUUGGUGCAAAAUCAAGCACAGGUCUUUCUUGGGGGUCCUCCCCUGGUAAAGAUGGCCACGGGCGAGGUUAUAGAUGCCGAGACUCUCGGAGGGGCCAAGAUGCAUUCCACCGUUACGGGGUUGGCGGACCAGAUCGCGGUAGAUGAGUUUGACGCAAUCCGCAAAGCCCGCGAAUGGGUCAAAUCCAUUCAAGUCCCCUUCCAGCUGGCGCGGCGGCCCAUGGGAGAGCCCCUAGCCCCACGCUAUCCUAUGGACGACUUGCUAUCGCUGGUUAACCCGGAUAUCCGUAAGCCCUUUGAUAUGACCGAGGUUGUGCUGAGGCUAGUGGACGACUCGCGGAUUGCCCUUUUCAAACCGGCAUAUGGCAGGAAUUUACUGACGACUUGGGCCGAGAUCCACGGCCACCCAAUUGGCAUCAUUGGCAAUCAAACGCCGGUGAUCCGCGCCGACGAGGCAUGCAAAGGUGCCCAGUUCAUCAGAUUGUGCAAUCAGAGAUGUAUCCCUAUAAUCUACCUUCACAACGUGACCGGAUUCAUGGUUGGCUCUGAUGCGGAACGGCAAGGCAUUAUUAAGAAAGGGGCUCAGUUCGUUGCCGCCGUCAGCUGCUCAAAGGUCCCUCAGAUAUCCGUCAUUCUUGGGUCUUCUUACGGAGCCGGCAACUAUGCCAUGUGCGGCCGUGCAUAUCAGCCCCGCUUCCUAUUCACAUGGCCCUCGAGCCGCUGCAGCGUCAUGGGGCCCGACCAGCUUGCGGGUGUCAUGGAAAUCGUGCAGUCUGGAAGCAGAGCCAGGCAGAAUAAUGCCAAUAAGAGCGACGCUGCUGCUGCCGUGCCUAAAGAGCCAUCAAACAGCCGCGAGAAGCAGAGAGAGAUGGUUGAACGGGAAAGCGAGUCAUAUUACACGAGUGCCAACUUGCUAGACGAUGGCAUCAUAGACCCACGGGACACACGCGACAUCCUAGGAAUGUGUCUAGAUGUGGUGACUAUUUCGCCGGUAAAAGGUGCCGAAAGCCACCAGGGCCUGGCACGUCUCUAG
Messenger RNA from Scedosporium apiospermum, 1560 nucleotides. Its product is annotated as Methylcrotonoyl-CoA carboxylase. The record is from RefSeq and is a predicted model, not a curated record. Bases 1 to 1560 code for a protein of 519 amino acids. Gene Ontology annotation, molecular function: ligase activity. Lineage: Eukaryota; Fungi; Ascomycota; Sordariomycetes; Microascales; Microascaceae. The transcript has 7 exons.